Messenger RNA from Eutrema salsugineum, 641 nucleotides. RefSeq lists its product as uncharacterized. The transcript is spliced from 2 exons. The record is from RefSeq and is a predicted model, not a curated record. Bases 1 to 441 code for a protein of 146 amino acids. Lineage: Eukaryota; Viridiplantae; Streptophyta; Magnoliopsida; Brassicales; Brassicaceae.
AUGACAAACGAAGGAAUGAAAGCACCACCAGUGGCACUGGCAAAAAACUCUACAGUUCUCUUGUUCUUCUUCACGAUGAGAAUCCUAAAGACUCAAAGAUCCAGAGGAGGAGGAAGAAGAAACAGCAAGAAGUUAGGAAACAGAAGAACAUAUGUUUCAUCACGUGGCAGGAUUCUCCGCAACUGCUGUGGAAACGGAGGAGAAAAGUUCUCCGAGAAACUUCAGGCGCUUAAGAGUCUUCUUCCUCCGUCAACGACGACGGAGAAGACAACAGAGCAGAAUGUUCACGUGGAGGAGGAAUCCCUCGACGGUGGAGAGACGGAACAGCUGUUUCAAGAAACCGCGGAUUACAUCGUCCGGCUUAGAAAUCAAGUCUUGGUGUUGCAAAAGCUAAUCAAGAUCUAUGGUUCUUCUGAUGAGGCGAGAGAUUUUGUUUUAUAAUGUUUAUAUAUAAAUGUGGUUUUGUUUUCUUUUUAAUUCCUGUUUCUUUUUUUUUUUAAAGUAUUACGUACUUUGAACCUCAAUUGUUUUAGGUAGUCGAUGUAUAAAUAAUGUUUUUGAUUUCUGACCAAAGAAGAAACGAUAUUGGUCUGAAAUAAUUAAUCCAUAGAAGUUACUGUGUAGACAUAUUAUAAACCUAA